AUGGGCUACAAGAUAAAACAGGAAGAGAAGAAACUGGGACCAAUCUCGUCCACCCGGAUCCCAGCGCCACCAACAACAAAAUCAACAGGGGAGACGACCAGGCAAGAAAAGAGGGACAUGUCCGGGAUGAAGGAGUUUUUGGCAAAGAAGAGUGGCCAAGCCACCCAGCAAACCGGACAGCCACCGACAACCCUGCAGGACACCAUUGGAUUAUUGGAACUUCGUCCGAACCUGUCCACCGGCCCACGACUGCCACUUUAUGUCUCCGACCGUGCUGAUACGAGCCAUGAUGGGCUGAGAGCACCUCCGCGGGCCUGCUGUGGGCAAAGACAGCUACACACUGUAUCCAUAAAGUAUCCUCUCUUUUAA
Messenger RNA from Macrosiphum euphorbiae (potato aphid), 369 nucleotides. The record is from the annotation of a GenBank genome assembly. NCBI's taxonomy places the organism in Eukaryota, Metazoa, Arthropoda, Insecta, Hemiptera, Aphididae.